AUGCCGGUGCGCAAGGGGCUGCUUGCGCCCCAGAACACCUUUCUCGAUACCAUCGCUACACGUUUCGAUGGCACACACAGCAACUUCGUCCUGGGCAACGCACAAGUACCGUCGUACCCGAUCGUAUACUGCUCAGAUGGCUUCUGUGAGCUGACAGGAUGGGCCCGGGCGCACAUCAUGCAAAAGGGGUGCGCCUGCAAAUUCUUACAUGGACCGGACACGCAUGAGGAUCACCGCCACGAAAUAGACGCCGCACUCGACUCCAAACAUGAACUCAAGCUAGAACUCAUAUUCUACAAAAAAAAUGGUACACCAUUUUGGUGUUUGCUCGAUAUCGUCCCAAUUAAAAAUGAAAAACGAGAAGUGGUUUUAUUUCUCGCCUCGUUCAAGGAUAUCACCAACACUAAGAUGGCCGCCAUGAACACUAAUGAGGACUUUGACAGCGGAGCCGCGGUGCGGCCUUCGGCUGGCGUGGUCACUCUAGCGUUAUCCCCAUUUGUACCCGCAGCGGCACUUUUGGGCGCUCGGUUCCGGGCUGAAUCUAGUUGCCUACUUCCAGACCCGAAUGGCAAUCUUGAUCCAGAAGCGCCCUCGCCCGCGAACAUGGGCAGGCGGCGCUCCAGAGCAGUGCUUUAUCAACUUUCAGGACAUUACAAGCCCGAUAAAAUGAAGACGAAACUUAAACUCAACAAUGUUAGUAAGAACCUCCUACACUCCUCCGACCCUCCGUUGCCUGAAUACAAAACAUCAGCUAUAAAAAGGUCAAGAUUUGUUAUCUCACAUUAUGGCGUAUUUAAAACCUUCUGGGACUGGCUUAUUCUUAUAGCCACAUUUUAUGUCGCCGUCGUGGUGCCCUAUAAUGCAAGUUUCGUCGACGAGGACCAUCCAAGAAUUAGUGUAACCAGUGACGUAAUUGUAGAGGCGCUGUUCAUUAUAGAUAUUGUACUUAAUUUUCGAACGACAUUUGUAAGUAAGAAGGGAGAAGUAGUAUCGGAUUCUAAAGCGAUAGCUCUUAAUUACAUCCGGUCUUGGUUUGUCGUGGAUCUGUUGGCCGCGCUUCCUUUUGACCUACUUUACGCGUCCGAUGUAUACAGUGGGCCGGAAUCAACGCACGGAAAUGUUCACCUCGUUAAACUAACUCGGUUGUUACGCCUUGCUCGUUUGCUCCAAAAGAUGGACCGAUAUUCACAAUAUUCCGCUCUCAUACUGACUCUUUUGAUGUUAUCUUUCACUCUCCUCGCACAUUGGCUAGCUUGUAUAUGGUUCAUAAUAGCGGAAAAGGAAAUGGAACAUCAUAAGAAUGAAAGCUGGGAUUUGGGAUGGAAAAAUAACUUAGCGGAACGUCUAAAAAUCCCUAUCAUGAAUAUUUCUCACAGUGAAAGCUAUGUCACCGCGCUCUACUUCACGUGCUCAUCUCUUACUAGUGUGGGAUUUGGGAACGUUUCUGCAAACACUUUACCAGAGAAAAUAUUUAGUAUUCUUACUAUGCUGAUCGGAGCUCUCAUGCACGCUGUGGUGUUCGGAAAUGUGACAGCAAUUAUACAAAGAAUGUACUCUCGACGAUCCAUGUAUCAAAGCAAGUGGAGAGAUCUCAAGGACUUCCUGACCCUUAACCAAGUUCCCAAAGAGCUCAAACAGCGCAUGCAAGACUACUUUCAAACAAUGUGGUCGCUCAAUCAUGGUAUCGAUAUACAUGAGACUCUUAAAGAAUUCCCGGAGGAACUGAGAGGUGAUGUUUCGUUACAUUUGCAUCGGGAGAUAUUAUCGCUACCGAUAUUCGAGGCGGCAUCGCAAGGGUGCCUGAAGCUACUCUCACUGCACAUUCGUAACAAUUUCUGCGCUCCCGGAGAAUUCCUAGUCCACAAAGGAGACGCUCUCACUUACAUUUAUUACAUUUGCAAUGGUUCUAUGGAAGUUAUGCAAAAUGAUAUGGUUGUGGCUAUACUAGGUAAAGGUGAUCUGGUGGGAUGUGAUAUGAACACCCACUUACAGGCCUACAAUGGCACAGGAGCGUCACAGUCGAAUAAUCCUGACGUGGUCGUUAAAUCAAGUAGCGAUGUCAAGGCUCUAACUUACUGUGAUUUAAAAUGUAUAAAUAUGGUGGGGCUUGCUGAAGUGUUGCGCUUAUAUCCUGAAUAUCAACAGGAGUUUAUUCAUGAUAUACAACAUGAUCUUACAUAUAAUUUACGGGAGGGCUACGAAGCAGAACAAGAAUCUGAUGGGAAUGGACAUCCCUCAUUAACAUUGCCAUCUAUUUCGGAGGACGAUGAAAAUGCAGCUGAAGAAAACGGAAUGUCACCAAAAAAACCUCUUUUAUCAAACAGUCCCCGUCAUGCAAAAUUCAGAUCCGACGGACAACAGCGUCUCACGCACAGAGAAUUACGAGAGAGAAUUGAAAGACAACGUUCUGUAGCAACGCCUAAGAUUACGCGAUCCGAUUCUUUAGAAGGUCUAAAUUUAGAAAUGCAUAACACUCGUUCAUCUGUUGAUAGGCUCGACACUCAAGUAUCCAGUUUGCAUCACGAUGUUGCAGCUCUUAGUAUGGAGGUUCGAAGCGCCAUUCAAGCAUUACAAGAAAUGACAGGGCCGGUGUGGCACGCUGCACAUUCGAAUCCAAACCUUCAGUGGAACGCUCCACCUAACCAAUUAGCACGCAGUUGCAGCCAUCCACCUGACGUUUUCUGCUGGGAUCAGCAAGAACGCCCACUUAGUCCUGAACGGCCAAAAAUAACCCGGAGUACUCAAACGGAACCAUUCCUUCACUGCGUCACACAAUACAUUAUGGAGCACCCGGCGACAGUGAUGCUUUUAUUGGGCUUAGAUCCGAUGGCGCAUUUAGGACCUGUCAUUCCACCAACAGUGGAAUACUACGAUACUCGCAAUAGACGGCCUAGUGGAUUGGAGCAAAUUAUUGAAUCUGAAAAUGGGAGUCAAACUCCGUCCAGCACCGCUAGUGAUAGAGCGGAAGUAGCCAGAAGUCUGAGUGGAAGCACAACCGAACUUGAACAACAAUCGCCAGUACAAAAAUCAACAGAUAAAGAAAAGUAUCCAAACUUAAAAAGAAACAGAUACUCAGCCAGUGAUCUUAGUGAAGUGACCGAACGAUUGCUGCCAGCGAAAGCAUCGCAACCGAGCUCUUACAGUCUAAAAAAUAAUAUUAACAGU
Messenger RNA from Brenthis ino (lesser marbled fritillary), 3165 nucleotides. The record is from the annotation of a GenBank genome assembly. NCBI's taxonomy places the organism in Eukaryota, Metazoa, Arthropoda, Insecta, Lepidoptera, Nymphalidae.